AUGCUGUCAGGUAUAGCUGGGCAUGCCACACCGUCGGGCAGCUUCGUCACGCCAAAGCCUGUCACAAGGGGACAGCGCGGCCAGCGUGGGGGCAGGAGCGCUACUCCAAAGACCGAGCCCGGCAGCAGCGGCCGCAGAGCCGCCGCCUCAGUGCCCAGGCCCCGCGCCGCCUCUGCUCGCACACCACGAGCGACGCCGCGAACUACUGCUGGACCUGCAAGGAGGCGGCGGUCUGCCACAUCAGAUCAGUCGCCAGAUGACACAGAAGGAGGCAGCGAAGGCGCAGAUGUCAUCGAGACGGCGGCGAGGCCCCGGUCGGCGCCGGUGAGAGUUUAUGCGCGGCCGGGGCUGCGGCCGACGCGCAUGCGGCCGCGUUCGCCCAGUCCCAAUCCGGUCAGAACCACGCGCGGCAGAAGCGCUCAGAAGCGCGUGAAGGUGGAGAGUCCCCAGCCCCUGCUGCUUCCACCGGAGGAGGCGCUCGUUCAGGACACACUGUCAGAUGUAGCAGCGGCCACAGGCGACCAGCCUGCGGACCAGCCGGCAGAGGACGUUGCCUCUGCGCGCAGAGAUGAUCUGCCCGGCCAGGGUGUCUCUGUCCCAGUGCAGGAUGCAGCUGUCAGCUGGCAGCUCCCCCAGCCUCACCCACCUGCAGCAGGAUCAACUGAGGAGCACAUGAUGCGAGCAGAGAAGGUUCAAUUAGAAGAGCAUCUCCAUGACAACAUUCCAGUCGCCUGGCCCACCAGCAAUGGGUCAGCGGGCCCUGAAGAGCCUGGAGAACCUUCCAUCAGCGAAGUAGAAAAGCCAGCGCAUGAUCAGCGCUCUCUGCCCUCCUCCAGCGUCAGGCGCAGCUGCGAAAACGGUGACAGUGUCACCACUCCAGCCCAGGCCAGUUUCAAAGAGAAUGCACAGGACGACCCGAACGUCCAACCAGGAAAUUCACCAGCCACAGCAAACAGGAAGGCAGAGGCGGCUGACAGGUCGCGCCGGCCCCGCCAGGGCUUUCUGUCGCUCACUGCAGUUGAGGAAGGGACGGCGGAGCUGGCGGCAGCUGCCGUGAAGCGGCUGCGGCGGCUGAGGAUGUGUCCAGAGGGGCGCGAUGAGAUGGCCACCCACCUUAUCGUCGGCUCGCAGAAGCGGACACUGAAAGUGAUGUUGGCGAUUGCAAAGGGUGCGUGGCUGCUGUCGCCAGCAUGGCUGACAGCUUCCCUGGAGGCAGGCAAGUGGCAGGAUGAGCAGGACUUCCAGGCCGAGGUGGCCUACAGCGCGGCUGCGGCUGCGGCCAGGCUGCACUACGAGCAGAGAAAGCCGCCGCUACUGAAGGGCGAGAGCCUGCACAUAGUGGAACCUGAUGCACAAACUCCUCAGACAGCCAGCCGUGUGGCCGCUCUCAAGCGCACCGCGACUGCCCACGGUGCAGAGGUGACAGGCCUGAGGUCUUGCACACUGUGCGUGGUGAUGCAUGGCAGCACCCGCCCGCACCAGUCUUGCGAGGCAGUGACAGAGGACUGGCUGCUGACACUAGCAGAGACCUUCGCGCUGCCACCUCGCGAGGCCCCUUUCACGCUGACAUCAAGAUGA
Coccomyxa subellipsoidea C-169 is the source of this 1578-nucleotide messenger RNA. RefSeq lists its product as hypothetical. The coding region runs from base 1 to 1578 and encodes 525 amino acids. The record is from RefSeq and is a predicted model, not a curated record. Lineage: Eukaryota; Viridiplantae; Chlorophyta; Trebouxiophyceae; Coccomyxaceae. Gene Ontology annotation, biological process: mitotic cell cycle. The transcript is spliced from 7 exons.